This is a messenger RNA of Helianthus annuus (common sunflower), 816 nucleotides long. RefSeq names its product glycolipid transfer protein 1. The coding region runs from base 64 to 672 and encodes 202 amino acids. Gene Ontology annotation, molecular function: ceramide 1-phosphate transfer activity; ceramide 1-phosphate binding. The record is from RefSeq and is a predicted model, not a curated record. Lineage: Eukaryota; Viridiplantae; Streptophyta; Magnoliopsida; Asterales; Asteraceae. Gene Ontology annotation, biological process: ceramide transport; intermembrane lipid transfer. The transcript is spliced from 7 exons. Gene Ontology annotation, cellular component: cytosol; membrane; cytoplasm.
CUAUUUGAUCUUUCUCCUCAUUUCUAUCCAAAAUCAAUAUUAUAAACAAAUCAGGUUUCAGAUAUGGAAGAAACUGUGUUCACAUCUGCCAUAGAAGGAAUGAAGCUUAUGAAGUCUGAUCAUGAUGAAAUCUUGACUAAACCAUUCUUGGAUGUCUGCAAAAUGUUGCUGCCGAUUCUAGAUAAGUUUGGAGCUGCCAUGGCUGUGGUGAAAUCAGAUAUAAAUGGAAAUAUCACGAGAUUGGAUUCUAAGUAUACAGAAAAUCCAACUAGAUUCAACUACCUAUAUGCUCUGGUACAAGCCGAAGUUGAAACAAAAACAGCAAAGAAUUCAUCAAGUUGCACAAACGGGCUUCUUUGGUUGACAAGAGCAAUGGAUUUCUUGGUGGAGCUUUUCCGUAACUUAUACCAACAUCAAGACUGGACAAUGCAACAAGCUUGCAACGACUCAUACGGCAAGACUUUGAAGAAAUGGCAUGGUUGGAUAGCAAGUUCAAGUUUUACGGUUGCCAUCAAGCUGGUUCCUGAUAGAAAGAAGUUCAUGGAAGUCAUAGCAAGCAAGGGAGACACGUAUGCGGAUAUGGACAGAUUUUGUGAAUCGUUUGCACCGGUUCUGGCUCAAAUUCAUAAGUUCCUACAUUCAUGUGGCGUGGAUUCUAUGAAGGCGGCAUGAUAGAAGAAACAUUUAAGGAAGUUUUUAUGUCAACUUAUUGGUCCAUUGCGUUACAUCUUUUGUUCGCAUCAUCGUUUUUGACAAGAUUUUGUUGGGCAAUAUUUUUAAACUUCUAUUAAAUUUAUUAUUUCAUUAGAGAUUUAU